This is a messenger RNA of Micropterus dolomieu (smallmouth bass), 4542 nucleotides long. RefSeq names its product pleckstrin homology domain containing, family A member 5 (gene plekha5). Gene Ontology annotation, molecular function: phosphatidylinositol-5-phosphate binding; phosphatidylinositol-3,5-bisphosphate binding; phosphatidylinositol-4-phosphate binding. The record is from RefSeq and is a predicted model, not a curated record. The coding region runs from base 168 to 3551 and encodes 1127 amino acids. Lineage: Eukaryota; Metazoa; Chordata; Actinopteri; Centrarchiformes; Centrarchidae. Gene Ontology annotation, cellular component: cytosol. The transcript has 24 exons.
CUUGGCGCACUUCACACACACAAACACACACACGCGCUUCUUCAAAGUAACAAGAAACUGACGUCGUAACAUCUGACGUUCACAUUUGGAUAAAACUGUUGCGUGUUUUUCUGCACGCUUUCCUGGCCCAUUUGAUUCACCGCGAUUGUUUAACUGCCUGGACAUUAAUGGAAGACUGGUCAUUUCACAAUGAGCGGAAGGUGACCUGCAAGCAUCCUGUCUCAAGCUUACCCUCACAAGACAACUGCAUCUUUGUCGUCAACGAACAGUCUGCCUCCAAAGUGCCAGCGAAUGAGAAGAAGGAACGGCCACUAAGCACCAUGAGUGAGGCAUCCAACUACACAGGCGUCUCGGACUAUGCCGUUAACCCCAGUAGCCCAGCAGGAAGACCCUCAAGACCUUCUAAAAAAAUUCAUAACUUUGGAAAGAGAUCCAACUCCAUCAGGAGGAAUCCCAGUGCCCCAGUAAUCAAGAGAAACUGGCUUUAUAAACAGGACAGUACAGGGAUGAAGCUGUGGAAAAAGAGGUGGUUUGUGCUGUCUGACCUGUGCCUCUUUUACUACAGAGAUGAAAAAGAGGAGGGCAUACUUGGCAGCAUCCUCCUACCAAGCUUUCAUAUAUCCAUGCUGUCUGUGGAAGAUCACAUUAACAGAAAAUAUGCCUUCAAGGCGACACAUCCCAACAUGCGGACAUACUAUUUUUGCACUGAUACAGCCAAAGAGAUGGAGUCUUGGAUGAAAGUAAUGACUGAUGCUGCACUUGUGCAUGCAGAGCCAGUCAAAAGGUUGGACAGGCUAAAAGUGGAGCAGUGUGGACCACAAGAGAUCAAUCAUGUGGCCAACCACAGGGCGGCACUCACACAGCCUGAAAUCAAGAAUAAUGAACGCAACCGUGAGGUGGACCGUGAGCGCACCGCAGCAGUCACUGUCACCACAGCAGAAGAAGAGAGGAAGCAGCGAGAUGCAGAGCGCUACGGCUUCCACAAGGAUGGGGCGGAGCGCGAGCGUCCACUCACCAAGAUCAACAGUAUCAAACUGCAGCCAGCCGAGGCAGCAGCCGUCAAGGCUAACAUCACCUCACCGCAGACUCCGACAGAAAUAGACAGGCCACACCACAGCCCCCAGGUCAACGGAUCUGGCGAGCAGUGUCCACCUAAUGGGACUGGAGCCCCUCCUCAGCAAAGUCCUAGUCAUGAGCCAGACCGCACCUUGAGUAGGACCACCUCUAUGCAGCAACUGGAGCAGUGGGUCCGCACACAAAGGGGACGCAACCAGGACGAUGACACCAGGAGCAUCACAUCAUACCAGACACUGCCUAGAAACAUGCCAAGCCAUCGGGUACCCUAUAUGCCUCCCUAUGGCGAUGGCUACUGCAGUAUGCCCAGGAAUAGCAUGGCACAGCGGGACAGCAUCUGCAGCAUGUCGCCAUCAUUGUACGACCAGGCCCUGGGUCCCCUACCGGCUGACAAGCGCCGCUCCAUGCGCGAUGACACCAUGUGGCAGUUAUUUGAGUGGCAGCAAAGGCAGGCCUACAGCAGGCCACCGGGGCUCUACAGCAAUAUGGCUAGUCCCAAAACCAUGAUCAACCUAUCAGAACAUGCAGCACCAAGCCACUCCAUCCCCCCCUCGCCCUCCCACGGCUCCCUGUCCAUGUAUGGUGGCUACUCUCCAAUGCGAUCCUACAACUUAAAUAAUGCUUGUUCAGAGGUAUCCUCUCCCAUCUACAGACGAGACCUGAGCAUUGACAGACGGCACAGGCCACAACUCAACAAGUAUGCCUACCCACCUGAUAGGAGGUCUAUGCCCGCAGGGAUCCCAGUUCAGACAAUCACUGCCCAGUCUCUUCAAGGCAAAACAUUGAGUCCAGAAGACUACAGGGAACAUACCUAUACAUGUAUGCCAGAAGAGGUGGACAUUGAUACCAAACUUAGCAGGUUGUGUGAGCAGGACAAAGUGGUGAGGACACAGGAGGACAAACUUCAGCAGCUGUACAGAGAGAAGCACACUCUGGAGACAGCACUGCUGUCAGCCAGCCAGGAGAUAGAGAUGGGCUCUGAUAACCCUGCUGCCAUGCAGAGUGUCAUCCAGCAGAGUGACUUACUGCAGAGCGGCCUGCUCAGCACCUGUAGAGAGCUUUCCAGAGUCACAGCCGAGUUGGAGCGGUCGUGGAGGGAGUAUGACAGGUUGGAAGGAGAUGUGACUCUGGCUAAGAACAACUUGCUAGAGCAGCUUGAAGCACUGGGAAGCCCUCAGACGGAGCCUCCCAGCCAGCAGCACGUCCGCAUCCAGAAAGAACUUUGGAGGAUUCAAGAUGUGAUGGAGGCUCUCAAUAAACAUAAAGCUCAGAGAAAUGUUGUUGAUGGUAUGAACUUCUAUGGACCCAAGACCAACUUCAGCAAGCACAAAAAUGAGGAGGAGGACUCGGCACCCCCACGGCCACCUCUACCCCAGUCCUAUGAGCCCAACCCCCCCACCGUGCCCCCUAUGCCCUCUCAUGCUGGUGUGCGCCCUUCAUCACUCCACAGGCCGGAGGACAGGAAGGCCAGUCACAGGAAUGCCACACACAGCGGCCCAGACUACAGACUGUAUAAGAGUGAACCAGAGCUCACUACAGUGACUGAAGUAGAUGAGAGCAAUGGAGAGGACAGAUCUGAACACCCGUCUGAUAGAGAACAUACUGGAAACAAAGGGAUGUCCUACCCAGUUGGCAUUGUCCCUCCCAGGACCAAAUCUCCAGUGCCUGAGUCGUCCUCCAUAGCUUCAUAUGUUACCUUAAGGAAGAGCAAGAAGCCUGACCCCAGGAUGGAGCGUCCACGCAGCGCAAUGGAGCAGCAGCUGUGUGCUGUGGAGAGCAGCCGGCCCAGGAUGAGUGUGGAGGAGCAGCUGGAGAGGAUCCGCCGCCACCAGCAGGGUGCCCUCAAGGAGAAAAAGAAAGGCCACAGCAUCCGGGGUGGUAGCCAGGAGAACACUCCUUCUCGCAGUCACUCAUUUACUAAAGACAACCAUUUUCGCAGCAUGCAGUCCCAAAUGAGGCGCAGAGAUGAUGUGAUAAGCUGUGACAUUCAGGAGCUGGAGGCCUCGCUCAGGCAGCAGGAGGUGGUGAGGGACCAAGAGACGCCUGCUGAGGAGAUUGCCCGUCUCAAAGAAGCCUCGCAGGCUGACCACUUAAAUGUGGACCGAGAGCUUUCUGUGCCUGACAAAGUUCUGAUUCCUGAGCGUUAUGUGGAGACAGACCCAGAGGAAGCUCUGAGCCCUGAGCAAGAGGCUGAGAAGCAGAGGAAAGUUGAUCGCAUUAAAGCCCUCAUUGCUAAAAACAGCAUGCAGAAUGUGCUGCCUGGUAUGACUCUAAGCCCAGAGGAGGAGGUUGAAGAGGAGGUUACCGUACAGGAGAAAGAGAAGAUGAUUAAUAUCUCCUACGAACUGGCAGCAGAGGCCUCCAAACGCAGCAAGCUGGUUGCAGUGAAAAGCCUGUCGUCCUCUUCCCCACCCCUUCCACAGUCUCCUAACACACCCCCUCAACUCACUGAUGGGUCUCACUUCAUGUGUGUGUAGUAGCACCACACAGGCUCUGGCCUCAGUGAAAACCUACACAUGAAGAAAACAGCUGUGGAGAUAUGAAGAUGCCCCUGAGGACAUCAGCACAAGGCCACGGCCUACAGAGAGUGAAACUGCCUACUCCGUACUAUGGGGUCUUCUCUCUGACAUCUGUAUGCCCACUGUGACGUCUUAAGCUCCUUUUACACCAACACUUUCUGUGUGACAUUUCUCUGUUAUUGCCACAUUAUCCUAAAACUGGCGAGACAGUUCAAUUUUCAGUUUUUACAAAGCUUUUAUGGUUAUUUAUAUGGUUUUAUUAGGUUCUUGUUUGAACAUGGGCGUCCAUUCAUGUUUCACAAGUCCAAAAAGGUUUUUAAGGUUUUCAGAAUUUCGGGUUGGCUUAAGUCUUUCAUAAUUCACCCAUUUUGUUUUAGCUAACCAUUCAUAUUUAUCAAUUUAUUGUAAAGAACAUUUGUCGAUGCAAAAGGGAUGUAAAUCCCUCCAUUAUAAUAUAAAAAUGAAGGGGCCACUUCAUUGCUGCAAAGAUCAUUUGUAAUUGCUCCUGUUUCUGGUUUGUAAUUAUUUAAAAAUGGGAUCUUCUGCAGUCCCUGUCGCAUUGUUGCCGACAUAUGUGAAUGUUUUCGCUUAAGUUCCUCUAUAUACUGUCUUUUUUUUUAUUGCUGAGAGAUAUAUUUAAACUGAGAGAAGGAAUAAAAAUCUGAGUUUGGUUCUAUUUUAGUUCUAUGUUGGUUUGAAGUCUUGGAACUAAAAAAAAAAAAAAGAUUAGCACAUGUAAAAAGCAAUAAGAAUAAAAUGUUUGUGGAUCCAGGAUUAUUUUUUGUGCGUGUACAAAGUGUAAUUAUCAGAGGUUUACUGUGUAUAUAAUGUACAUGGUACAGCAGGAUGGGAGGAUGUAUCCAACAUGUGGUUACAUACUAAGUUGGAUUUGCAAAUAUUCAUAUUCCAUCUGUUUUAUAUCAUGUUAAAUAAAUGUUGCUGUUCUUAA